This is a messenger RNA of Oryzias latipes (Japanese medaka), 5327 nucleotides long. It is a transcript of the gene cdk14, whose product is annotated as cyclin dependent kinase 14. Gene Ontology annotation, molecular function: cyclin-dependent protein serine/threonine kinase activity; ATP binding; cyclin binding. Gene Ontology annotation, cellular component: cytosol; cytoplasm; nucleus. NCBI's taxonomy places the organism in Eukaryota, Metazoa, Chordata, Actinopteri, Beloniformes, Adrianichthyidae. The record is from RefSeq and is a predicted model, not a curated record. Gene Ontology annotation, biological process: protein phosphorylation.
GAGGAUCCCAAAAAUGACAUCCAGACUGCGGUGAAGCUGCAAAGGAGCGACGGGAAACAAAAAGAAGUGAGAGCCGGAGCCCUCCCGAGCCCGCAGGAUCCCGCAGGACCCAGCUUCCCGCUCCAGUCUGAAGCUCUCCGCCCUCCGCGCUGCGCGUCCGUCCGUGGAGAUGCAGCGGCGUCUGUAGGCAGAGCUCCGGUCUGUCGGAGGCGGAGCGGCUCAGCCUCCGGUUUUCCGGCGCGCAGCAGCUGAACUGAAGGCGGGACGUCCGCGGCUCCUUCCCCGCUUCAGGCUCACUCUCAGGGGGGGCUGUGCGACCAGAUGCCGGCCUCUCAGCCCGCCCAGAAAACUGGCAAAAUGAAAAAGUUGAGGAGAACUUUGUCCGAGAGUUUCCGGAGCAUCGCUUUCAAGAAAGAGGAGAGCAGUUUUGAUGAGAUAUGUGUCACAAAGAUGUCCACACGCGGCUGCCAGGGAACGGACUCAGUCAUCAAGCCCCUGGACACCAUCCCUGAGGACAAGAAGGUGAGAGUUCAGCGGACGCAGAGCGGCUUUGACCCAUUUGAGAAACCCGCCAGCCAAGUGAAAAGGGUCCACUCGGAGAACAACGCCUGCAUUACAUCCAAGAGUUCAACCACCAGCAAAGAGUCCCCUAAACUGCGUCGCCACUCCAGCCCCAGCUCGCCAACAAGCCCAAAAUUUGGAAAAGCAGAUUCCUACGAAAAGCUUGAGAAACUGGGAGAAGGGUCCUACGCUACAGUUUACAAAGGAAAAAGCAAGGUGAAUGGAAAGCUUGUGGCUCUGAAGGUGAUCCGUUUGCAGGAGGAGGAAGGAACGCCCUUCACAGCCAUAAGGGAAGCAUCUCUCCUGAAAGGCCUGAAGCAUACCAAUAUCGUGCUCCUCCAUGACAUCAUCCACACCAAGGAAACCCUGACUCUGGUCUUCGAGUAUGUGCACACAGACCUGUGUCAGUACAUGGACAAAUACCCGGGGGGGCUUCAUCCAGACAACGUCAAGCUCUUCCUCUUCCAGCUGCUGAGAGGCUUGUCGUAUAUCCACCAGAGGUAUAUCCUCCACCGUGACCUAAAACCACAAAACCUGCUCAUCAGUGACACUGGAGAGCUCAAACUGGCAGACUUUGGCCUGGCCAGAGCCAAGUCAGUCCCCAGCCAUACUUACUCCAACGAGGUGGUGACCCUAUGGUAUCGGCCUCCAGAUGUCCUGCUGGGCUCUACAGACUACUCCACCUGCCUUGACAUGUGGGGAGUGGGCUGCAUCUUCAUUGAGAUGAUCCAAGGCGUGGCGGCCUUUCCCGGGAUGAAGGACAUUCAGGACCAGCUGGAGCGGAUUUUCUUGGUCCUUGGAACACCGUCUGAAGACACGUGGCCUGGCGUCAAUUCCUUGCCUCACUAUAAACCAGAGCGCUUCACAGUGUACAGCGCCAAGAAGCUCAGACAAGCAUGGAACAAGUUGGGCUUUGUAGACCAUGCUGAAGAGUUGGCUUCCAGGUUUCUCCAGUGCUUCCCAAAGAACCGACUGUCAGCCCAGGCGGCGUUGAGUCAUGAAUACUUCAGCAACCUUCCCCCCCGGCUCUGGGAGCUGCAGGACAUGUCUUCUGUCUUCACUGUACCAAAUGUCAAACUGCAGACGGAGAGCGGGGACAGCAUACAGGUGUGCUCUCGCAAAAACAGCCACGGAAAGGCAUCCUCCAGCAGCAAGCACUGACCUGCCACCCACUACCUGACAGGUGAGCGCUGCAGAGGGAACAGAUGAACGGAUGAAGAGCUCCAGUUCUCCUUAUUUAUUACUUUCAAAGUGAACGAGUGUGGUGCGUGCAUGAGGACUGAGUGAGCAUUGAGCAUGCGUGCACUCUUGGUGCCACCUAAGAUUUCAUGCUAUCCUUUGCAAAUUUUGUUUACUUUUUAUAAAGUUCCAAUAAGUCAUAAAUCAUUGUCACCGUGGAAACAAAAGGACUUUUAUUAUCGGUACAUAUGGUGUUCUGUGUUUGUAACUAGCCUCCUAUUUAAGAAUGUAUAUUUGUAUGUAUGAUAUACUCAUUUAGAAAUUAUAUAAUGGACGUUUUUAUUAUUGCUUCUCACUACUGCACUGCUCCUGCCAAGACACACACACACACAAACACAACCUUACAAACAUACACAAGCAUAAAAUGCAGCACUAUUGCUGUGAUUGUCUCUUAAUAACUUCAGUCCUGGUUGUAGGACUGUAAACAACAAUAAUCAUGAUGAUGAUGAAGAUGAUGAAGGGCUCCCUGGUGAUGCUAUAGUUCCUGGCUGCCAUACUGGAGGUCCUGUGGUCUUUGAGAAUAGCCACUGCUCUAGACUCUCAUCCUUGCUAUUAAAAAUGCGGACCUGAUUGGGUUUUUUCUCAUGACAAUUUGUUUGUCUGGAACAGAUUUCAUGAACAUUUCUGUGGCACAACUGCACUGUGAAGCUGCUUCAGUUUAAUGAAAUUAGAUGAUUUUUCUUUUAAAUGAUUCCUGUGUAAUCACAAACCUGUGUGAGGUCCUAGGUUCCUAGGUCUGCGUUUGGGUGUCAUACUUGGGCGUCCUCCUCCUGAUCUUUGAUCAAGUGGUGGAGGAGGUAAUGGGAUGGUUUUUGUCGGUUUUGUUAACAGCACAUUAUAUUAACUGCCUUUUAGAGGUCCCCCACUCUGCAGAAGAUAUCCAGAUGGGACUUGAUCCUCUCCAGCUUCACAUCUUAGUGUUGUGGGGGGGGGCUGUUUACUGUCAGCAGCUUCAGAGAAAGACAAUCAUCUUCUUGCAUUUGAAAUGACAGGAGCAGAGCAUCCCAUGAUAGCUGCUGACUGAGCUCCUUCUUUUGAGCCGGUUCCCAGGGAACAUAAUUCUGAGCUGUUGGUGCUGUUGUCACAGUCAGGUAUGUGCAACGUGUGGCGUGUUGCUGAGAGAGGAGGCUGGUCAAACUGAGCCCCCUGUUGUGGGAAACGCUGUGCUCAGUGGACCUCCAUGAUGGAGCCAGAGCGCUAAAACGCCAGCUUUAGUUUGAAAAGCCAGACUAGCAUAGGUCUCUGGUGGUGGUGCUCUGCUCUGCAGAGUUUGUACCAUCCAACGUGCACACAAGCGCAAUAAUAGAAGUGACCCGCAGCUGUGUCAGCAUGGAAACACACAUAUCUGACAGAGGGUUAAACAGGGCAAUAGUUUUGCAUCCGUGCUUCCAUCCAGAAAACAUGAGCUAAUGUUGAGAAUGGAGAAAUGGCAAUAGGCUGUGCAGCUGAUCUCUUGAUCCAGCCCUCAGUUUCCACCGUCUUUGGCGGCAGAUCCCUUGGCGGUGGAUCCCGUAGCGGCCACUCCACUGGACAAAUCCGCAGCGUGAGGGAGUCUUUGUGCUGCAUCUGAAGGGAAACUUUGGUUGAUGCUCCACCCUCACCUCUUUAUGAGCUGUGGCUCCUCCAGAGAAGGGAAGAUGGUACUGCUGUGUUUGUUUCCUUCAAAGCUUUGUUUGAAUCUUUUCUGAAUAGAAAAGCUUUGUUGUAUGGAGAUAAUUGUGAGGUACUAUCAACACAGUGGCUUCCUUUUUACCGAUCAACUGAAACAAUAAGUCUGGCCCUGAACUGUUGUUGUGAUGGGAUGAACACACAUCAUCAUCAUACCUGUUGGUCAGAUACUUGUCGGAAUGCGGUCAAAGAAGGCGUUAGAUCAUUUGAACAAUCAUGUUAAAGAUGAAAGCAUUCCUAAGUUUAGCGCCAGCUAGCAUGAACGGUUUCCGCAGAGAAAUCUGUGUCCUUUUUUAGCAAUCAGAUGUUUUCGUCAUGAACAGAAAUGUUCAGGUAUUGAUUUUUUGGAAAUUCUUUUGGGACGUUUCUAAUGCUCAGAGGGGCCUGAACCUUCUGUUGCAGGAACCGAGAACUGCCUCUCGGCUGAUUUUUACGUCACCACUUCUUAAAAUCAGUCCAAAACUACUUUAUUUCUCCCUGAACCAGAGAUGGUUUGGGCUGUGUGGUUGUGACCCAGGCAGGAUUUUUCCUGCAGAAUCUACCCGGCCAGCGCCUGAAAAGACGAUUGACGGGAUCCUGGUUCAUCCCUGGGGUCUUUCACAAUGAAGUCAAAUGUUGUGUUGGGAAGAUCUUGUCGCUACAUGUCCUUAUGAUCAAAUAUCUGCUUUUUGAUUUAUUUUAAGUUAUUCAAACAGAAUUUUUUUUAAAAAUGUGACGUAAACUUUGUAAGUAAACGUUUCCUGGUGCCUGUUCCAGUCUAGUUCCUUCAGCGGCUCCAAGGGGUUUCUACAUUUUUUUAAACUAAAUUUGGUUUGCUCAGUAUGACAGCCUGCAUGGUCACAUUUAUGGCUUUUCCUGAAACGAUACGCAUAAAUAUUAAUAUCUGCCUGCUUUGCUCAUUGCUGUGCAAGCGGCUUCUUCUCAAAUGUAAAUGUUAUCCCCAGAUUUGAACCGUUACCACAGAUUAGGGGGGGGGCAUGAAGAAAGGCUGUACUUGAAGUUUUCUUGCGGCUUUGCAGUGUCACCCCCGGGCUGUGAUUGUGCGGCAGAGAAAGGGGAGGAGAGGCGCUGGGUAAUGCCAGUAAAGCGGCGUGACAGAAGAGGGUUAAUGCGACGGAGCAGCACUGCGAUUGCCCAGCCCGGAGUGGCUUUAGGGGAAUGCAGGCAGCAUUAGCAGCAGAAUCAUUAUUUUUGGUUUGUUGCUCCCGGUGUGUGCACAUGUUUAGUGUGGCACACUUUUAGCCUGCCACACACCGCCUCCUCCGCUGCUGCUCCUGCUCCUCUCUGCACUCUUGAAAUGUGCAUCUUCUGAGUCUGGAAGGCAGACUGUUCACCUUCCUGUUAACCCUAGAAAAAGUGCACAUUUUGUGACAGAAAACCCCCCAAAAAUAAAGAGCAAUCUCAAAGUAAAGAUCAUUUCGAUGAUAAAUCAAAUUCCAUGGGGUGAGAUGAUGACUGGUCGCACAAAGGGUCCUCUUACUGCAUUCAAAAGAAGUCAUGUAUGAAUAUACAUAUAUGAUGAAUAUAUAGAUAUGAAUAAAUAUAUUUAUUUUUGCCAUUUCUGGUGUAGUUUGAGAAUGUUGAGAUGCAUUCUGGCUGUGUUCAGCGAGGAGUCAGUUUGCAGCUUUGUAAAGUGCAGCUACUCACAGAUUUCUGUCUUUUUAAGCUGCACUAAAAAGACAAAACAACCUUCUCCCAGAGAUGUUGCUUUCCACUUCAUCAAUUUACGGUAAAUAACACAGUAUAUAGUAGAGUAGCUGUUGCAUAUGUGUGUAAUGUUCUAAUAAAAAGUGUGAAGUCCCACUGUAAAUGUUGUUUAAUGUUGUUUUACCUGAAAUAAACUAAUGCCUCUGACCUGU